Molecule: messenger RNA, 2805 nt
Organism: Trichoderma citrinoviride
Lineage: Eukaryota; Fungi; Ascomycota; Sordariomycetes; Hypocreales; Hypocreaceae
Product: subtilisin-like protein
Exons: 5
Coding region: 1-2805 (934 amino acids)
Biological process (GO): proteolysis
Molecular function (GO): serine-type endopeptidase activity
Source: RefSeq, a predicted model, not a curated record
AUGAGUGUGGAUGAUUCCCAAGGUCUGCUGCAGUCUGUGCUUGGCUUCUUCGUUCGAAGACGACCGGAAAAGACAGCGCGGCCCGCGUCGUUGAGAUCACGGACAGCCGAGGCCUGGCUACGGACGGAGGCAUUUCUGCAGCAAGAAGCCGCCGAAUCUGAAGAGCCUGACCCUGAGCAUAUUGCAAGGACGUUGCGCGCAUUUGAAGACUAUGUUCAGUACAACUCCGAUGGAGAAUCAGAUUCCGCCACUGAGCAGGGCUUCGGCUUCCGCCACAAUAUGCCGUAUCCGAAGCUUCAGGCGAUGCGCAACAUGAUGGAGCAUCGGAGUCAAGGUCCGCAAUCAUAUCCGGGCACAGCCAUUCGAGUGAGUAAGCGGAAACGAGACAGUGACGCCGUCAUCCAGGAGCUCUCGUAUAUGGAGAGGGAGGCGAGGAAGCGCCGGGUUCUGCCACGUGAAGAGCCAAAUGCUGCCGACAAUGUCGAAGAGCCCGAUGCCGACUUCGCCGUGCUAAUGAGGAGGCAUCUGGUGUCGUUGGACAACGCGUUACGAAAACACUGGAUAUGUGUUUGCCAGAAGUGCUCGGGGUUGAGCGUGAGACUUUCGCUGCCGCAACAGAAGAAGGAUUUCAGCUCUGAGACGAGCUUCGAGGUGUUCUUUGGCGUACGGUCUCCUAUUGAAACUGCGUUGCAAGAAGCCAAAAUCACCAUCAAGGACGUACACAACAACAGGAUGAGGAGCGCCUCUGCGCCUACGGUUAGCGAUGCGCCUGAGUUUGCCCACAUAUGUCAAAGCAUCACAGAGUCCCUCGGUCAGCGGACUUGCUUGCACUUGGCUCUCGAGGGCGGGAUAUUCCAGAGGCUUCGGCCGCAACCAAAGACGUUUGGCGGCGAACAACUGUCUCGAACGGUAUCCUUGUCGGCUCUAUUCAAGCGUCAACAAGAAUUGCGCGGCAGUUCAUCUGCCCUCCCGCUGAAGGGGAAACGAAUCUUGGCCGUCAUAUUGGCGACUGCGCUGCUCCCGUUCUUAGAGACGCCGUGGCUGCAGCCUUCAUUCAACCAUUCGAAUAUCCUGUUCGUUGAACCACUACAGGAGGGAGAACUCCCGGACAUCACGAAGCCGUUUCUGGCCAUGGAACACAUCCCAAUCAUCUCAGCCCGCAAGACAGACUCAGGAGGCAGUACCGACAGCUCCAAGCACAUGGUUCAUCCCAAUGCCACCGUGCUGGCACUGGGCAUUCUCUUGUGUGAACUUCAUUACUGCACGCCCGUGGAGCUGAUGCAGAAAGACCCUCCCGAGGCCAGGAACGUCAAUUCCGAUUAUUAUACCAGCCUUGAUAUGCUCAAGUCUCUGGAGGUUGACGCUGGCGUGGACUACUAUCUCGCUACCAAGGCAUGCCUGCAGUGGGAGUACUACCCCCCUGGGCAGCAGGCUGACUUUGAGUCUGUCGACGUUCAGCGGCUCUUCUAUCAAAACGUCAUCAAACGACUCGAGGCCGAGAUAUUCAAGUCGUGGGGUCUUCGAAUACAGAAUCUGGGCUCCUUUGAUCCUCGGCAGAACGAACUCUGCUGGGGUUCCAUCGGUCAAGAAGUUGUCCGCCAUCAGACUGGCAAGGUUGAUGUCUCCGAUUCGAACAACGGGGCACACGCACCACUUCCGUAUCGUUCGAUGUCUGACGCCGCGCCCGCGACCUACUCGUCCUUCCAUUCAGACGUGGUGCUGCGGAUGGCGGGGCCGGCGCAGUCUUCUGGAUCUCAACUCCGCGGACAUUUCGUCGAGCCUUCGAUGAAGAGUUUAUACUUCUUUGACGCAAGUCACCAGAUGGGCUCUGAAAAAGGGGAUCCGCUUUCGCAGCAAUGGAUGGACAAUCUUCUGUCUUCGGUUUAUCACCAUGUCGACCCCUUCGACGCUGUCGACGCUGGGAGUAGAGGGUUCGAACCGGUGCGGAUAGCAAUCUUGGAUUCCGGAUUUGACCCCGAAAAUCCUCUUCUCAUGACCGAGGACCAACGACUGGAUCCCCGAAUCAAGGAUGCGCGAAGCUUUGUACAUGGAACAGCCACACACGAAAUUCGAGACGAGAUCGGACACGGCACUCAUGCACUGGGUCUUCUACUCAACGUUGCUACAUGUGCUAAGAUCUAUAUUGCCAGAAUUGCGAAUCGAGAAACACUGGACCGCCACACUUAUGAUGACAUUGCAAAGGCAAGGCUGGAUUUAUGCGAGAGCAGACUUAUUCUUCUUCUUUUUCAGGCUGAGCUGACUAUUCAUACAGCCAUAUCGAAUGCAUUACACAGUCAGACGCUGCUGUUCGCUGCGGCAUCGAACGAUGGAGCAAACCUCGGCAGAGCCUUUCCAGCCAAAUAUCCCAGCGUGUUUUGUAUACACUCAACGGAUGGAAAUGGCAACCCCUCUACGUUCAACCCGACGGCAGACGAUAAAGAUGUCAACUUUAGUCUCCUUGGGGAGCACGUAUCUUCUCACUGGCCUGUUGGCAAGAACGGCCACAAUGAACAUGUCAAGGCCAUGUCGGGGACAUCGGUUGCAACACCGAUUGCUGCUGGGCUUGCGGCAGCGAUUCUGUCCUUUGUCCGGCAGCAGGAACGGCACAUGGCUCCAGGAAACGAGUUGCUGGCGCCGUGGCUGAAGGACGUUCAUCACAUGGAUGAGGUCUUGAAGAGCAUGGUCAAGCAGAGGAGGGGGGCGGGCUAUGACUACAUCACGCCUCACUCACUGUUUGAUAGAAGGGCGACGAGGGAAGAGGUUUACAGCAAGAUCAAGGAUAUUAGGAGACACUUGUAUGACUAG